Molecule: messenger RNA, 1711 nt
Organism: Tauraco erythrolophus (red-crested turaco)
Lineage: Eukaryota; Metazoa; Chordata; Aves; Musophagiformes; Musophagidae
Source: RefSeq, a predicted model, not a curated record
GAGGGUGGCGAUCUGCUCAAGUCGGGCUUCAGUUUUCCAGGGACGCCAGAGGAGGAGCUAGACCAGCAGUACUCAUGGUCGCCUUCUCAGCACUUCAAUGAAGAAAGAUACUCUCCUGCUUCGAGGAAUAUGAAAGGAUUAUCUGGUAGUCGCAACCAACCACAGUUAUGUUCAGCUCAUACUUGUGGCUUAGCAUCCCCUGAAGAUUGUGAACACACCCACGACCAUAUCCACCAUGGGCAGGAACCAAGGCAAUCGUAUCUUCUCAGCCCCACGGAGAGUUGCCCGAUGGACCACCAUCGUUGCUCACCACGCAGCUCCAUUCAUUCUGAAUGCAUGAUGAUGCCCAUGGUAAUGGGCGAUCACAUGUCAAGUAGCACUUUCCCCAGAAUGCACUACAGCUCACAUUACGACUCAAGAGACGACUGCGCCAUGUCUCACGGUAACCCUAAGAUUAACCGUAUUCCUGCAAAUCUUUUGGACCAAUUUGAGAAACAACUUCCUCUUCAUCGGGAUGGGUUUCACACUUUACAGUACCAGAGGACCUCAACAGCUGCGGAACAACGCAGUGAGAGCCCAGGAAGAAUACGCCAUCUCGUUCAUUCAGUCCAGAAACUUUUUACUAAAUCUCAUUCUCUGGAAGGAUCAUCCAAGGGCAACGUUAAUGGAACAAAGGGAGACAGUCGAGGUGACGAUCAUCAUCAUGGGCACCAUUCCAAGCAUAGCAAAAGGAGUAAAAGUAAGGAGAGAAAACCAGAAAGCAAACAUAAAUCUGGAAUGAGCAGCUGGUGGAGCUCUGAUGAUAAUUUGGACAGUGAUAGCACUUACCGAACACCUAGUGUGGUAAAUCGGCACCAUGCAGAUCAUAUAUCCCAUUGCUACCCUGAGGCACUCCAGGGGCAUUUUGGGGAUCUCUCAUUGAAGACUUCCAAAAGUAACAAUGACGUGAAAUGUUCGGCUUGUGAAGGGCUAGCAAUGACCCCUGAUGGUAAAUAUAUGAAAAGGAGUUCUUGGUCCACGCUGACAGUAAGUCAGGCUAAAGAAGCUUAUCGCAAAUCAUCACUGAACUUAGAUAAGCCUUUGGUUCAUCAGGAAAUCAAACCUUCCUUGAGGCCAUGCCAUUACCUUCAGGUACCUCAGGAUGAAUGGGGAGGAUACCCAGCUGGUGGGAAAGACGAAGAGAUCCCCUGCAGAAGAAUGAGAAGUGGGAGCUAUAUUAAGGCCAUGGGAGAUGAAGAAAGUGGAGACUCUGAUACUAGCCCCAAGACAUCACCAAAAUUAACGGUUCGACCAGAGUCAUUAUUAAAAUCCAUUGGACAAAGACCACUGGGAGAUCAUCAAAAUCAGAGCUACCUUCAAACUGCAAGUGACGUGCCUGGGGGUCACAACCUGGAUCCCUCUGCAAACUACAAUUCCCCAAAGUUUCGCUCAAGGAAUCAGAGCUAUAUGAGAGCAGUGAGCACCCUCAGUCAGGCCAGCUGUGUUAGUCAGAUGAGUGAAGCAGAGGUUAAUGGGCAAUUUGAAUCGGUGUGUGAAUCAGUGUUUAGUGAAGUUGAAGCUCAGGCAAUGGAUGCCCUUGACCUCCCUGGAUGUUUCCGAACAAGAAGCCACAGUUACUUGCGUGCCAUUCAGGCAGGCUAUUCCCAAGAUGAUGAAUGUAUACCUGCGAUGGCAUCUUCCAACAUCACCUCGACUAUCAGGUCAACCACAG